AUGCAAAAGAGCUCCGGCGAGAUACCUUGUCGAGCUCGUGUAGAUGGUCUGCAGCCAGGAACCAGGUACUCGUUCGUCUUGGCCGCGACGAAUGCCCUUGGCACAGGCUGCUGGUCGACGCUCUCUACACCGCUGGUGACCCCUCCUGCAGCCCCUGCCCCUCCGGUCAGUGCAGUUGCUACGGUGAGUGUCGAUGCGGAGCAGCAAGUCGUGGUGACCGUCAGUUGGGAGUGCUGCGAGGAGCCCGGAAGUGGCGCUCUCGCAGCCUUCGAAGUGCAGCUUGUACCUGCAGAGCUCCAGCAUGUCCGCCCAGCGUCUGACAGGCGCCUUCUCUGCGAGCGCAUCGCUGCACAGAACAUGCGGGCAGGGCAGAGGAUUUGCUGGGCCAAAGCCCUUGCAGCUCCAGGCUACUACCUCGUCGAGGUGACUGCAGAAAACAUCGCAGGGCAGAGAAGCGCAGCUGCGGUACUGACACUGGAGGUACGCCCAGAGGUCUUUCCGCCCUCCAUUGCAGAGCUCAUUCCGCCGGUGCCGAGCUGGAGUGAGGAGUCGCUGCUGGUUUUGGGCCCUGCAGCCUCCUCGGCCCAGCGCUUUGCGGACCUGGACGCGAGCACAUGGCUUCAGACGCUGCUUCUCUGGAGAGAUCGUGACACACCAGCCCAGGCUCGUGGAGUCCAGCGGCUCUCUUCUGGGACUCUUCCGUCCUCCAUAGACGUCCUCUGCUUCUUCCGGCGUCCAGGUUCCGGACAGGUCUUCCGGGCAGUUCUCGCAGCGCAGGUGACGACCAGCCGGUUGCAGGUGGCUCUGCCGCCUCAUGUCCCGAUGUCGCUGCGACUCGCUGUCAACAUGGAUCCCACCGUGGCGGCCCAUGUGUCAGGUGGUCAGGUGAUGAGUGAGCCACUCGUGGUCUUGAUGUCCGAAGAGGGCGAGCGACUGCGGCCGACCUGGGAGAUCUGGUCCAGGCCUGCUACCGCAGCACGACAAGCGCCCAGGUGGACGAGCUUGCCACAGGAGCUCAUUGAGAGCAUUGAAGCUGCUUGGCUCGAGGGUCACCCAAAGGCUGGAAUUCGGGUUGUGAUUCCUGUUCACCGCGCGAGUCUGGACGCAGUUGCACCUUGCAGAUCCGUAAGAUUCAGAUGCCAUUCCUCUCUGUGGUUCGUUGCUUUCCGAAAACUUCAAGGAGCCAUGGGCCACAGCACAGUAUUUCCAUAG
This is a messenger RNA of Symbiodinium sp. CCMP2456, 1212 nucleotides long. Lineage: Eukaryota; Dinophyceae; Suessiales; Symbiodiniaceae. The record is from the annotation of a GenBank genome assembly.